Molecule: messenger RNA, 873 nt
Organism: Durusdinium trenchii
Lineage: Eukaryota; Dinophyceae; Suessiales; Symbiodiniaceae
Source: the annotation of a GenBank genome assembly
AGAGUGUCUGACCGCAGCUACAGCGAAAGGCAAUGGCGCACGUGACUUUCAUUGCUCGGAGUAUCGAUGGCCUUAUCCUUGUUGAGACUUGGGAUGACUCCAACAAGGUCUCCAAGCAGGUCAAGGAUCAGGCCAAGGCUCUUUUGCGGAAGUUACACAACAUGCCUCCGAGAUGCUCAGUAGAAGGAGCCGGGGAGUUUGUGUUUCACUACACCAUGGACAAUGGUGUAUGUUACAUGGCUUUGUUUGACAAGAGCUACCCGAAGAACUUGGCGUUUUGCUUUCUUGAGGACAUCCACCAGCUCUUUCAGCAGGAGCUGCAGAGGGAGUUUGGCACAGGAUCUGUAGACUACAGGUCUCAUAUUGAGACCAUUGAGAAACCCUACUUCUUCAUCAAAUUUGAUAGGCAAAUUACAAAGAAAAAUGCAGAGUACCGGGAUCCUAAAUCCUCCAAAGCUUUGAGCAAGCUGAACAACAAUCUCCAGGAAGUCUCCAACAUCAUGAGGCAGAACAUCGACGAGAUUUUGAAGCGCGGCGAGAAUCUCGAGUCUGUUGGGCGCAAGGCCAACAGCAUCAAAGAGGAGUCCAAAAAAUUUCGAAGCAUGACUGGCCAGCUGAGCUUUCAGACCAUGCUGCAGAAGUAUGGAGUCUUUGUGGUCAUAGGGCUCAUGGCAUUCUUGCUGAUUUGCUUUAAGCUUUUCAGGUCGUGAGGCAAAGGUGUCAAAAUGUUCACCUUUGCCGUCAUUUCUAGCUAAUGCGAGGCAUUCUUCAAGUGGCUCUUGGGAGCCUAGAGAUGCGCAAGUAAGCCUUAGCUGAGUAAGCCUGCUUUCCCAAAACCUAUAUAUGUUAUAUAUUUACCACGUGAUACCAUGC